Molecule: messenger RNA, 1053 nt
Organism: Cherax quadricarinatus
Lineage: Eukaryota; Metazoa; Arthropoda; Malacostraca; Decapoda; Parastacidae
Source: RefSeq, a predicted model, not a curated record
GUUAACUUGGUCACGAAUGUUCAUACAUUUACAAUGUUAACUUGGUCACGAAUGUUCACACAUUUACAAUGUUAACUUGGUCACGAAUGUUCAUACAUUUACAAUGUUAACUUGGUCACGAAUGUUCACACAUUUACAAUGUUAACUUGGUCACGAAUGUUCAUACAUUUACAAUGUUAACUUGGCCAAGAAUGUUUACUAGUUUAUAAUCUUAACAUGCUAAAAUAUUUAACACAUACGUUUGUGUUUGGUGUUGGAGGUGUGAUGGGGACAGGUAACUACAGCAAGACCUGUAGAGGAGCCACCAUCACCAGCAGCGACCCCGGCAGGUCACUACGGGAUUGUCAGCGCAUAGACGGAAGUCUAAACAUCACCCUGGCUGGCGGAUGGAACCUGACGCAGCAACUGGAGGAGAAUCUCCAACAGCUAGUCGAGGUGACGGGUUAUAUUCGCGUCUACGGCUCCAAUACUCUCUUCUCCCUCAACUUCCUCAGUAAUCUUCAAGUCAUUGGGGGCCAGGAGCUGGUGCAUAACAAGUACGCUCUCUACAUGCUGGAGAAUGAGAAGCUUCAGGAGCUAUGGGACUGGGAUCAAAGGAACCAGUCACUGAGGAUCUCCCGAGGGACACUCUUCUCCCACUACAACCCCAGUUUGUGUCCCCGGUUACUCUACCAGUUAGCCAACAUUACUGGUAUUGGUCGUCUGGAUGACGCUGAUGUCACCACCAGCUCUAGUGAAGACACUCCUCCUUGCUACGGAGAAGAGCUGCCAGUGAUCGCCUGGGCAGAUAAGAAUGUUGGAACCAUCAACGUAUCCUGGAAACACGUCUAUGAUGGCCGCGACGAUAGGUUCGUCAUCGGCUAUUACGUCUACUACAGGGAGACCAGCACGACAGUAACGAUCUUCCAGGGACGCGACGCAUGCAACGAUAAAUUGUUGUGGGAAAGGAUCUUCCUGGAGUACAAGAAGCAGGAAAGCAAGUCUGUAGUGAUCACGGGUCUCAAGCCAUACACACGCUAUGCUCUCUACGUCUCUGUCUAUUACAUAAGCUAA